Molecule: messenger RNA, 2436 nt
Organism: Cladocopium goreaui
Lineage: Eukaryota; Dinophyceae; Suessiales; Symbiodiniaceae
Source: the annotation of a GenBank genome assembly
AUGUUGGAUAAGGGCGAUGGUGGUGCAGCUGACCUUGCAAAGGCGCAUAGCAAGGCUCGGAAACGAGCUGUUCCACGUGAGUCAGUUGAGGGUGGGGAAGUGGCAGCAGAUCCUGCUGCAGAUGGAUCUGUUCCAGACAAACCCGACAAGCCGGAUGCAGACCACCAGAAGCAAGUGCUGGCUGAUUUGUGGGAGGAGAAGGACUGGAUCCACUUGACUGACUUUGUGAGCCAAGUUGGGGAGCGUGAUGGCAUGAGCUGGCAACGUGUGGGUGCCCUAGGCCAACCAGAUUGCUGCAAGAUUUUCUUUGCUGAUAUUACUUUGUGUGGUGCUUCGGGCCCACUGGGUCGUGACAUGUCUGGAGGUCGAUCUUUGACUAGCAGUGCUGCGUACACUCCGUCCUUUGCAGCAUGGGUCGUCCAACAAGUGCUCAAUGCAGCUGCGCUACGCCGAGCAAAGGCUUUGAGUUUGGCUCCUGCAGCUCCUGUGGCGCCGAAAUCUGCCCCAGCUGUGAAAAGGAAGAAGGAUAAGGAAACCCAUGAUGCUAAAGAUGGUCAAGAUGCUGCAGUGGUACCUGUGGCCACACCGUCCCGGGCAUUAGCUAUGUUUUGGUCAAAGUACAAGGUGCCAAAGGGUCAAACUGCUACGGUUCCUUCUAGUACCAUGGAUGCUAGUGACACCACUGGUGCUGCCAACUGUACGGAGCCUACUGGGGUGGAAGGUGAGCCUACGGUGCCGUCUAGUACCAUGGAUGCUAGUGACACCAACAAUGUUGAAACUGGGGCUGGUGCUGCCAACUGUACGGAGCCUACUGGGGUGGAAGGUGAGCCUACCAACACUGAGCAUGUUGAACCUCCAUCAAGUUCCAAGAUGACAAAAUUAGAAAGUUCAUCUUCGGUGGAUUCCAUGACCCUUGAAAGUGGAUGGCGAUAUGAUGAGAAGAUGAAAAAGAAAGAGGCCAAGACAACUUCUACUGGUUCUACGGUAGCCAUUCCAAGCCCUGUUGUGGAGACACCGACAGUUGAAACUAUGGGACCUAAGGAGGACACAUCUACACUGGGGGCUGCCACAGGUGUCCCUACGCCCCCCGAAACUGUGGAGACUGGAGUAACUGGAGAGCUCAAAUUUGAUGCUGGGGUAGCUGCUGAAUUUGCAAGGCUCCUCCAUGGAGACACGUUGAAAUCAAUUGAGGCCCAGGUGAUGCAGUUGGGUAAAGCUGAAGUUGAUACCACCGUUGAAGCCUAUCAAGGCCACCCUAGCAUGGAUGCCUUUGAAAGCUACAUGCAGACCCAGACUCCUGAGGGUGCAACCUGCAAGUUUGGGUGUGAGGACCCAGUGGACGAGAUGAUUGUGUUUCGGGUGUGGCUCCAAGCCAUGUUGAAUUGCAAACCGGUGGAACAAACUCCCCAAAGAGUUCCACAGAGACCCAGCCCGACUAGUGUCAUCAAACAAGUACUGACCCGUGCCACCACCGUCGACAUGACCCCCAAUGCAGCCGCGGCACCUCCUGCCACUCCGCCUCCUGCACCAGCUGGAGAAGCUCCGGAUGCUGCCUCACUCCAGCAGAAAGUUCUUCGUGCAAAGAAGGCCAAAUGGCACCGGUCUAUGAAAAGUGAAGGUCGGAACCAGGAAGGCUGGGAUGCUCUAUUCAACAUGUUUGUUGAAUGCGGUGAAAACUGGUUACAAUGCGAUUUGGUCACCCAAAACUCCGAUGUGCGAGAGCAUGACUUGGAUGAGAAAUACAAGGAUGAUGCAACCGUCAAGGACCUCAUCGAGAGGAAGACUGCUGCGCAGCAGUAUGAGUCCAACCCUGAUUUUCCCGACCGUGAGGAUCUGCGUCUCUAUUGGUGCUGGCAAUCUACCACUGAGACGGACCGUCAUGCCCACCUGAACCAAGUGGGAACCCAAAGUUCCGGUCGCAUAAGUGCUGCCCAAGCUCAGUCAAGUCCCAUCGUGGCAGCAGCCCCAACCGGACAUCUCCGAUCUGGGGCAGCUAUUGGGGAAUUGGGAGGCAAAGGUGCUGGUAAGGGAAAGGACCCCGCCGCAAAACCAAAACCGAAACCGAAGCCCAAGACGGCCCCCAAAGCCAAGACUCCACUUCAGGAAGCCACUGCGGCAAUGAAAUCUUCAGCAGAUGCAAUUCUGGAGUGCAAGUCAUGGCGUUCGAAACUCCAAGGGGCGGGGCCUGAGCAUAUGGUGGAUGCCAUGGUGAAGGACACUGGUGUGCAUUUGGCGACUAUUGAAGCCAAACGUUCCUCCUUGGAAACCUCCCUUGCUGAGGGCAAGCCUGAUGAAGAGAUUUUGGUGUCCACACAGGGACUUGUUCAGAGUGUAAAGGAUUACAAAGCUGCGGCAACCCAUGUGAAGAAGGUCAGUAGCAAACCCAAGGCUAAGAAGGCCGAAGCCAAGGAACCUGACCAGCAGCCUGGAGCUUGA